Messenger RNA from Culex pipiens pallens (northern house mosquito), 1462 nucleotides. RefSeq lists its product as uncharacterized. The transcript is spliced from 4 exons. The record is from RefSeq and is a predicted model, not a curated record. Lineage: Eukaryota; Metazoa; Arthropoda; Insecta; Diptera; Culicidae. The coding region runs from base 139 to 1401 and encodes 420 amino acids.
UUUUUUUUCAGUGGAUUGCUUUGUUGAGUGACAUUUUCAGUGGCGGCUUGUGUUUAUAGUUUCUGUUCAAGUUGCUUGUAAAAUUGUAAAUUUAAUCAAUUUUCACAUUUAAACGAAAGGAUUUUGUGAAGUAACGCAAUGACCGAUUCAGAAGGAAGGACGCCCGUUAAAAUAAAAGAAGAAACUGACGAUGAGCCCAAUUUGAUGAGCUUGGAGAAACUUGACCGAGGAACGCCAGAAAUAUGGCCUGAAAAAGCAUCAUUGGACAGCUACACAAUUAUUCAAACCUUUGAACACAAUGAAUCGAAUCUGUCCGCGCUUCCGUCAAAGUGGGUGAACAAAAAAGGUUGGAACGGCGGAACUCCAGAUCGAAUGUCGGUGAUUGCCGGGAACGAUCUGUGCUACUGGCCCAAAGGUGCGUCCGGCUAUCGCCUUCUGGAGCAAGCCAAGCUGGAUCCUACCAUCGCAAUUGACAAACGAUUUCUGUCGGCAUUUCGGUGCAAAAUUUUGAAAGAAAACAUACCAACGUAUGUUGAGGCUAUCUGCGAGCAGAAAACUCUGGAAAAGGAGUUGAAUGAGCUAAACAAGCAGCCACUGCCAACAGCUUCCGCGUCUCUGCCAUCGGAUCAGGGAGCCGAAGGAAACGUUCUACUGUCUCAAAUUCUUUCCACGGUGGAAUCGUUGCAAAGGCAAGUGCAAGUAAUCGCCAAGGAUCAGCAAACGACAAAGACGCAAGUGAAUAAGUGCUAUCACUUGUUGCUGCAAAUCAACGACAGGCUCAACGAAGGUCCUCCUCAAACGCCUCAACCGCUGGGCGUGUUGGAAAUCCCAAGCUCCUCGAACGCGACAGACCCAACCAACACGAUUCCGUUGAAACCGGUGAAAUCGUUGGAAGAUAUGGAAGCUCUACAGGACCACGCUCGCGAUCCACUGUUUGUGCAGAGCGUUAUAAGGUCCAUGGGGAUGAUCCACGGCAAGUGUCGGCACAUGGGCGAAGGUCGGACGAUUUGUCUGCGCGUUGUAGACUACUUUUUCGAUCGCCGCUUCAUGUUGACCUGCUCCUGGACUGGCACUGCCCGCGGCACGGAGAACAAUGGCGCCAGGGCCACGAAAAUCCCCUUCCAGAGGUUCGACAAGGUGAUCAACUUGUUUUACCAGGUGGUGUUGUACUCGGAUCCAACAUUUCUGUAUGACGACUGCCUAACGUUUCUGCACCGGUGCGUGAGGAACGCCAAGCAGCGGUUCGCCGAGGUGAAGGGCAUGCGGCUGUCGGUUGCGCGGAAGCGACGCAGACGGAUGGAGAAGGAACCGGUGGUUGUGAUCGAAUCCAUCGAGGCAGAUGAAGACGAGAGCAACAGCUGCGACAUCAUCAAGGAAGAAUUUGAUCUGGAGGGCCUAUAAACGGUCGAAGUUGUUGUUCCACAGUAUUUAAAUAAAAAAAUGGAUUUCUGAUCGACGUGUA